AUGAAUCAACACAAAUUUUUAAAUUUUGAACAAUUUCCUGAACAUGAAAAAAUUAUUUAUAUUGGUGGUAUUGUUGUCGAGGAGAAUAAACGAAUUUUAACUAAAAGAGGAAAAACAGAGUCUUCACCGGGAGAAGUAAAAUUUAUUUUAAAUAGGAUAGUAGCCCUCAUUGUAGCUUCAGAACAGAAAUUGUUGUCUCUUAAGGCAAGGAAGAAAGGUCCCCUUCAUUUUUAUUUCUCAAAGGUCUUGGCUAAGAAAAGGAUGUAUAAUUAA
Molecule: messenger RNA, 273 nt
Organism: Meloidogyne enterolobii
Lineage: Eukaryota; Metazoa; Nematoda; Chromadorea; Rhabditida; Meloidogynidae
Source: the annotation of a GenBank genome assembly